Molecule: messenger RNA, 1790 nt
Organism: Pseudonaja textilis
Lineage: Eukaryota; Metazoa; Chordata; Lepidosauria; Squamata; Elapidae
Gene: SPTLC1
Product: serine palmitoyltransferase long chain base subunit 1
Biological process (GO): ceramide biosynthetic process; sphingosine biosynthetic process
Cellular component (GO): endoplasmic reticulum
Molecular function (GO): pyridoxal phosphate binding; serine C-palmitoyltransferase activity
Source: RefSeq, a predicted model, not a curated record
ACCUCCGCCUCCUACCCGGAAGGAACUGAGGGCGAUGGCGGCGGAGCCUAUGGGGCAACAGUGGGUGCUGGUGGAGAUGGUCCAGGCCUUCUAUGAGGCUCCAGCUUACCAUCUUAUUUUAGAAGGUAUUCUGAUCCUAUGGAUAAUCAGACUGCUUUUCUCUAAAACAUACAAACUUCAGGAGCGAUCUGAUCUUACACCUAAGGAAAAGGAAGAGUUGAUUGAAGAAUGGCAGCCAGAACCUCUUGUUCCUCCAGUACCAAAAGAUCACCCAGCACUAAACUACAACAUUGUUAAAGGGCCUCCAACUCACAACAUUAUCGUCAAUGACAAGGAAUGUAUAAACUUUGCAUCAUUUAAUUUUCUUGGGCUUUUGGAUAAUGAAAGACUUAAAAAUGCAGCCCAAGCAUCUCUGGCAAAAUAUGGUGUUGGCACAUGUGGCCCUAGAGGAUUUUAUGGCACUUUUGAUGUGCAUUUGGAACUGGAGGAACGACUUGCCAGAUUUAUGAAGACCGAGGAAGCUAUUCUAUAUUCCUAUGGAUUUGCUACAAUUGCCAGUGCUAUUCCUGCCUAUUCAAAACGGGGCGACAUUUUGUUUGUUGAUGAAGCAGCCUGCUUUGCUGUUCAGAAAGGGUUGCAGGCAUCCAGAAGUAACAUUAAGUUUUUUAAGCAUAAUGAUAUGGAUGAUCUUGAGCAUCUAUUACAAGAGCAAGAGAUUGAAGAUCAAAAGAACCCUCGAAAAGCCCGUGUAACACGAAAAUUUAUUGUAGUAGAAGGGUUGUUUAUUAAUACUGGGGAUAUUUGUCCUCUGCCAGAAUUGGUAAAGUUAAAGUAUAAAUACAAAGUGAGAUUGUUUUUGGAAGAAAGUUUCUCCUUUGGAGUAUUGGGAGAACAUGGACGAGGAGUUACAGAACAUUUUGGAAUAAGUAUUGAUGACAUUGAUCUUGUAAGUGCAACUAUGGAAAAUUCCCUGGCUUCUAUUGGAGGAUUUUGCUGUGGACGAAGCUUUGUUAUUGACCACCAGAGGCUGUCUGGUCAAGGCUAUUGCUUUUCAGCCUCUCUGCCUCCCCUCCUAGCUGCUGCUGCCAUUGAAGCUCUCAAUAUCAUGCAAGAAAACCCAGGCAUUUUUCAGGUUUUAAGACAAAAAUGUAAGCAAACAUACAAAGCUUUACAAGGGAUUCCUGGUCUACGACUAGUGGGACAGUCGUUUUCCCCAGCAUUACAUCUCCAGUUAGAAGAAAGUACUGGAUCUCGAGAAAGUGACAUGAGGCUACUGAAAGAAAUUGUAGAAUAUUGUAUGAACAGAGGUAUUGCUUUAACUCAGGCUCGCUAUUUGGAAAAAGAAGAAAAAUAUCUCCGUCCACCCAGCAUACGGGUGGCAGUGACGGUAGAACAAACAGAGCAGGAAUUGGAAAAAGCUGCCUCCCUUAUCAGAGAAGCUGCAGAAUCUAUACUAAACUGAGGUUGGAUUGCUUCAAUUUCUGUCUCACACAAUACUAGGAUGCUGGUGUUUUCACAGUGUGAUGACUUGCACUUCAGAGAUUUAAAUUAUUUGGAUUAUCAUCUGAUGGAACUGAAAGUUGGACUUUAUUGGGUCAUUUCACACACAAAAACAGAUAUACAAAUACUGGAACACCGAACAUACACUAUAUAAAAGCUUGUCUCUAUUUUUACAUUGUUUAAAUUGGGGAUCAGUGUUACACUGAUAUUUCACUUGAGCAAGACGAUGUCUCCAUUCUCAAAAGUCUUUCUUUCCUUACUUUUCUAAAUGCAUUUUGAAAUAAGUUAAA